AUUGGCCACUCCAAUGAACCCCUCACCCUCCCAUUGGCCGCCUUCUCCCUCUCGCCGCUGCAGCUGAUCCCAAUCCCUCGUCAGAUUCUGAUUCUCCCCUUCCUAUUUCUCUCUUUCAUGAUUGAUCGAGCUCAGCAGCUAUGGCGGCAGCGCUUCUGUUGUAUUCUCCACCUUCGUCUCUCUCUCAGCUCUUAGUCACUUAGCUUGUACAGUCCUCCAAUGGAGGUAACUUCAGCUCCCGCAUCAGAUUGAGCCUCCGGGAAGUGGUUCUGAAGGUGCUUUUUCAACUUGGAGAGCUGGGGGUUAAUUCAGCUUCAUUGACUCUGUGGAGUAUCGGUCGUAAGUUCCUUUUGUGGAUUCCGGUUUCGUUUGAGUCCUGGUUAGGGUUUUUCCAUAGCCGGAUAUGGAGGAGCAGAGGGCGAACAGGUUGAAUCCGGGGAUAAACGAUGUGGUCCUCGGCUGCGUGAUGCCGUACAUCGACGACCCUAAGGACCGGGACGCCAUCUCGCUGGUCUGCCGCCGGUGGUACGACAUCGAUGCUCAGACGAGGAAGCACGUGACGAUCGCCCUCUGCUACACCACGAGCCCCGAGCGGCUGAGGCGCCGGUUCAGGCACCUCGAGUCCCUGAAACUGAAGGGGAAGCCCAGAGCCGCCAUGUUCAACCUGAUUCCGGAGGCCUGGGGAGGCUACGUCACCCCGUGGGUCAACGAGAUUGCUCGGUCGUUUGACUGCUUGAAGUCUCUCCACUUCCGUCGCAUGAUUGUGAACGACUCCGAUCUUGAAACCCUAGCUCGGCAUCGCGGUCGCGUCUUGCUGGUUCUUAAGCUCGACAAGUGCUCCGGGUUCUCCACGGAUGGGCUUUUACAUGUCGGGCGCUUGUGCAGGAACUUAAGGACCCUGUUUCUAGAAGAAAGCACAAUCGAUGAGAAAGAUGGUGAAUGGCUCCAUGAGCUUGCCUUAAAUAACUCUGUUCUUGAGACUCUGAACUUUUACAUGACUGAGCUUCUCAGAUGUAGUGUUGAGGACCUCGAACUAAUAGCCAGGAAUUGUCAGUCCUUGGUUUCUGUCAAGAUUAGUGACUGUGAAAUUUUGGAUCUUGCUGGUUUCUUUCGUGCUGCGUCAGCCUUGGAGGAAUUUGGCGGUGGUCUUUUCAACGAGCAACCUGAAAGAUAUGCUAAUGUGGCAUUUCCCCCAAGACUUUGCCGCUUGGGUCUUACCUACCUAGGGAAAAAUGAGAUGCACAUAGUGUUUCCUUUUGCAACCUCUCUUAAAAAGUUGGAUCUCCUAUUUGCAUUGCUCGAUACGGACGAUCACUGCCUUCUAAUUCAGAAGUGCCCCAACUUGGAGGUUCUCGAGACGAGGAAUGUGAUUGGUGAUAGAGGACUGGAGAUUCUAGCUCAUUUUUGUAAGCGCUUAAAGAGGCUUAGAAUUGAAAGAGGUGCAGACGAGCAGGGAAUGGACGAUGAAGGUGGCCUUGUUUCUCAAAGAGGACUAACCGCUUUGGCUCAGGGCUGCCUUGAACUCGAGUACAUGGCUGUCUAUGUGUCUGAUAUCACAAAUGCAGCUCUUGAGUGUAUCGGGACUCACCUGAAGAACCUCUAUGAUUUUCGAUUGGUCUUGCUUGAUGGAGGGAACGUUAUGGAUCUGCCGCUUGAUAAUGGAGUCCGAGCUCUCUUGAUGGGCUGCGAGAAGCUGAUAAGGUUUGCUUUCUAUCUCCGUCGAGGGGGCUUGACAGAUGUGGGCCUUGGUUACAUUGGACAGUACAGUCAAAACAUCCGAUGGAUGCUUCUGGGAUGCGUAGGCCAGUCUGAUGCUGGGCUCAUUCAGUUCUCCAGGGGCUGCCCAAGCCUACAGAAGCUUGAGAUGAGAGACUGCAACUUCACUGGGCAUGCACUAUCAGUGGCUGUGAUGAACCUGACCUCUCUGAGGUACCUCUGGGUCCAGGGCUACAGGGGAUCAGAUGCAGUCAACGAUCUCCUAGCAAUGGCCCGGCCAUACUGGAACAUAGAGCUGAUCCCAGCCCGGAGAGUCUCAACAGACCAGGGUGGAGAUUCUGAGGUCCAGGACCACCACCCUGCCCAUAUCCACCCUGCCCAUAUCCUCGCCUAUUAUUCCCUCGAAGGACCGAGAACUGAUUUUCCUGUCACAGUUGUUCCUCUAGCUCCUGCAAACCCCUCUGCUUAGUAGAGAGACAGAGGUGUAUAUACUCAACUUUUCGCCUGAAGUUCUAAGUCUUUCCUACUGCAUAAGAAGGCUCACACGUGUUUGUAGAUUCUGUGUGCAACACACACUCCUCUCGGAAGGGGAGAGAGAGAGUUUUCUUGGUGUAACUUUUCAGCUUCAACUGCCCUCUCAUUUUCUAACUUUCCUUUGUCUUGGCAAUAAGAUUGUAUUCCUGUAACCAGUGAGGAUCUGCUACUUUGUUUUGAAUACCCUGUUCAUCGGAACCAGUUUUUUCUUGGCCCUUUCCGAGAUGAGUUGUAUUAAUUAGCAACGGCCAGUUCAUUCUUUGAGAACACACAAUGUUGUUUUGGACAGACGAGAGGGGUUGCUCGAGCUUGUGAAUUAUGCAACUGUCUGUUGCGA
Messenger RNA from Punica granatum (pomegranate), 2587 nucleotides. NCBI's taxonomy places the organism in Eukaryota, Viridiplantae, Streptophyta, Magnoliopsida, Myrtales, Lythraceae. The record is from RefSeq and is a predicted model, not a curated record.